GUCAACAUUUCUUUUGAUUUCUGGCAUCAGUGACAAUAGCUAUUGAUGGAUAAAUGAUAUGUUAAAGUGCAUUUAUGUUGGGUGAUGUGUCACCAAUCAGUAUGUCUCCCAUCAGUCAAUCUCAGUUUAUUCCACUCGGGGAAAUCCUUUGCUUGGCCAUCUCAGCAAUGAACUCGGCACGAAAACCUGUCACCCAAGAAGCACUGAUGGAGCACCUGACCACAUGUUUCCCAGGUGUUCCCACCCCAAGCCAAGAAAUUCUACGGCACACCCUGAACACACUGGUACGGGAGAGGAAAAUCUACCCAACUCCAGAUGGCUAUUUCAUCGUGACCCCACAGACUUAUUUCAUAACUCCUUCCCUCAUAAGAACUAACAGUAAAUGGUACCAUUUGGACGAGAGGAUACCUGACAGGUCUCAGUGUACCUCUCCACAACCCGGAACCAUAACACCCUCUGCCUCAGGCUGUGUCAGGGAAAGGACAUUACCCAGAAACCACUGCGACUCUUGCCACUGUUGCAGAGAAGACAUGCACAGCAUGCAUGCAUCAACUCUGCAGAGGAAACCUGCCAAGGACUGCAAAGACCCUUAUUGCCCUCCUUCACUCUGCCAGGUACCACCCACUGAAAAGAGCAAAAGUACUGUAAAUUUUUCUUAUAAGACAGAAACUCUCUCAAAACCUAAAGAUAGUGAAAAGCAGUCCAAAAAAUUUGGGCUCAAGUUAUUCCGGCUAAGUUUUAAAAAAGACAAGACCAAACAGCUAGCCAAUUUCUCGGCCCAGUUUCCUCCUGAAGAGUGGCCCCUGCGAGACGAGGACACACCAACUACUAUCCCUCGGGAAGUGGAAAUGGAAAUCAUUAGGCGUAUUAACCCGGACUUGACCGUAGAAAAUGUCAUGAGGCACACUGCACUAAUGAAGAAACUUGAAGAAGAAAAAGCUCAUAGGAGUAAAGCCGGGUCCUCGGCCCAUCACAGCGGAAGAAGUAAAAAGAGUAGGACUCAUCGAAAGUCCCAUGGGAAGUCUCGGUCACACAGCAAGACACGAGUGUCUAAAGGAGACCCAUCAGAUGGUUCUCAUCUGGAUAUCCCGGGUGAUCGAGAGUAUGACUUUUGUGACCCUCUUACCAGGGCUCCCAGGGAGGGCUGCUUCAUCAUUGAACACAAAGGAGAGAACUUCAUCAUGCAUAGCAACACGAACAUGAUCGAGCCUCAUUUCCCCAUGACACCAGAAUGGGAUGUAUCGGGGGAACUGGCCAAAAGGAGAACUGAGAUGCCUUUUCCUGAACCUUCCAGGGGGAGCUCCCAUUCAAAAGUGCACCGAAGCCACAGCCAUACCCAGGACCGACGGUCCAGGAAUGAGAGGUCCAGCAAAGCCAAGGAGAGAUCCAGGUCCAUGGACAACUCCAAGGGCCCUCUGGGUGCUUCCUCUCUGGGGACGCCUGAUGACCUGGCUGAAGGCUGCAGCCAGGAUGACCAAACCCCCAGCCAGUCCUACAUUGACGACAGUACUUUGAGGCCUGCACAGUCUGCUGGUCAUCAAAGGGCUCACAUUUUGUCCACAAGCUAUAAAGAGGUGUGUAUUCCAGAAAUAGUCAGUGGCCUCAAGGAACCUUCCAGUGCUUGUAGCCUCUUGGAGCCAGGCAAACCACCCGAGAGUUUACCAUCGUACGGUGAACUCAACUCUUGUCCAACCAAAACAGCUACGGAUGACUAUUUCCAGUGUAACACCUCCAGUGAGACGGUACUCACUGCGCCCUCGCCUCUGGGAAAGAAUAAAGACGACCAUGACACUAUGACCCUGGCAGAAGGGGUGAAAAAGCUGCCUCUAUCGGAUAGACAGGCCCCGCAUUCCUCUAGGGAGCCUGUAGGGCACAAGGAGGAGUCGCCAAAGGGGCCAGGCGGCGGACUGGCUGCUUCAGGCACAGCGGCCGAAGGGAUUGCCAAUGGACGCCUCAUCCAGCAUCACAGCGCUGAGCCCAGCAGCCUGGACAAGAGGAAAGAGAUAUUCAGCAAAGACACACUGUUCAAACCUCUUCACAGCACCUUGUCUGUAAACAGCUAUCACAAAUCCAGCCUGUCCCUCCUCAAAUCUCACCCGAAGACACCUGCCGACACACUGCCAGGCCGAUGCGAGAAACUGGAGCCGUCUCUGGGGACCUCGGUGGCACAAGCCAUGCCAGCUCUCCAGCGUCAGCAGGAGUCAGGGGGGAACCAGGAGGCCUCUUUUGACUAUUACAACGUCUCUGAUGACGACGACUCUGAGGAAGGGGCAAACAAAAACACCGAGGAAGAGAAAAACAGAGAUGAUGUAGGCACCAUGCAGUGGCUCCUCGAGAGGGAGAAGGAAAGAGACUUGCAGAGGAAAUUUGAGAAGAACCUCACCCUUCUUGCCCCCAAAGAAACGGACAGCAGCAGCCACCAGAGAACCACCCACUCGGCCCGUCUCGACAGCAUGGACAGCAGCAGUAUCACUGUGGACAGUGGAUUCAACUCCCCACGCACUCGGGAGAGCCUGGCUUCCAACACGUCAAGCAUUGUUGAAAGUAACCGUCGUCAGAACCCUACCUUGAGCCCGGCCCAUGGUGGAGCUGGCCCGGCCUUCAACUUCCGAGCAAGUACGGACCCCCCAACAAAUGAAGCUGAGAAGUUACAGAAACCCUCCAACUGCUUGCAAGCUUCUGUUACUAGUGUGUGAUAGUCGUUCUGCCUCAGAUCUCCUGUCUCAUUCAAUACAGCCAAGUUUACGACACUGGGACUGAUGUUUACAUCUUUGGAAAGACAAGCAUCUCAACCACAGUUUUUGUGUUUACUUAAACUGUGCUGCUAAGUAGGCUAGAGCAAAACACAAAAAUCUUUCUUUCAGAGUAUUGUUUUUCACAUUGAUGGCUCUGUAGCAACAGAAUAGCAGUAGGGGUGACAUGUACACUUUUGCUUCACUAAUUGUAACUGAGCACACAUAGGAAAGUCUAGACACUGUAAGUGUAAUAAGCAUUUUCAAUGUCAUGCAGUUGCCAAUUCCACUUUUAAAUGCCACAGAUGUGUGUUCCUCCCAGUCUGUGGGCAAAUGAUGCCACAGAACUGAUCCUUGACACUUCCAAACAAACAAACAACAAAAAAAACGAAGCCACCACAAAAUGUCAAAUGCAAGGGCCCACCUUGAGAGAAAUCAAUGCCAAACUGACGAGAAGGGACCCCAGCCCUUUGUGUGUGAAUUGUUUAUGCACCAGUCAUUUUUCACUGUGAGUUUUUGUGACAUGAUUCUGCAGAAGCCCAUGGAAGUGUGUCAGAAGGGGUCAUGAUUGAAAUACUGGGAGUGUUUCUUUUCAGGAUUUUGUUUUUAAGUGUAACAGAUGCUUGUCUGAUUUUCAACCUUCCGUAAUCACAAACAGGAAUAUAGGCCUUUGAGUCUGAAGUGGAGAAAAAGGAAGGGGGUCCCCAGCCUGGCUGGGGCACAGCACUAAGUGAUGGAAGAGAUAAUGUGGACUUUUAAAAGGUGUUAGUCAGAUAGGUAAGGAAGAUCAUUUCCUCUUUGGGAUACUUAUGGUGAUCCUAUCUUAAUAUAAUAGAUACAAUAAUUAGUUUGUUUAAAAGCAGAAUGUUCUUUGUGAUACAAAUGAAGAGUAUGGCCUGGGGAUGUUAUUCUUUCUAAUGGAAGGACAUAAAUCUAUUUUAUGUAGUUUUAAAUAGAAUGCCUAAAUUAGGCUGUGGGAGAUGAUUUUUAGUGGUUAUAGGAAAGAGCAAAUUUAGGGAGAGUUGAACUUCAGGCCUUUUAUUCCUGGGAAGAUAUCUAUAGAGAAAACUUUAAAAUAAUUUUUGAUCAGAAAUAUACAUGUGCCCAUGUAAUUAACAACAGAAUAUGCUCAUUCUGCAAGUGUGGUAUAAUUCCAACUUGUACUCCCCUAAAAUUUACCAGAAUAACAAUUAUGCAUACAUGAACUAUGCCAGAGUAAUGUUUACAGAUACUUUGUAACCAAUUUCAGGAGGCAUUUUUAGGUGGAUGUAUGGUUAUUAGCCCAACUUAUUUCAAAAUGGUUUAACAUUUGGCUUUGGUUUACAAUGUCAUGUUGAAUACAAAGCAGCCGGUCAGCAGCAAAGUGAUUACAAACAAUCAAGCUUUCAACCUUCUAGAAAAGAGACUUUUCAAAGUUUCUUGUGUUUUAUGAGAACAAUGGAAUAAAUCUGUAGAUAAUGGAAAAUUAUUUGCAAAAGGGUUACAUAUGACACAAAAAGUUUUGUUUAGUGGCAUGUGAUGUUUGCAGCCAUGUGCCAUAAAAUAUAUAUCCCAAAAUAAAUCUAAACUAUUUUCUCCUCAGAUUUCAGUGAAUGGCAUAAAGUUUGUGAGACUUCUGCUUCAGUAUUUAGGUUUAAUCACUCACAAUCUAUUUAAAGAAUGCAGUCAUAUACAUUGUUGAACUGAUUCUUGAAACAUUUGGGUGCUCCCUCAUGCUUUUUCAGGUAUUUUGGAAGUUACAUUGGGAACUGGACUCAUUGAGUCUAGUAUAGAUUUCUUUUUUUGUGCUUAGAAUGAAACAUAAGCACAUUUCUUGGUAAACUCCCACACCACUAAAACUUAUUAAGUUAGCUUUCAGUGUCAUUCCUUAUUUCUUCCAAGGCAUGCCUUGAUUGUUCAGAAAUGCACUAUUUGUCUCAUUGCUUAAAAAUACUUCCAGAAGGAAUGAUAAUGUACCUAAUAGACUAUAUACAGAAUCUGUUUCCUUGGGGAGUUGUAUAACAUACGGUUACUAAAUUCUUCUGUCUAAAUUUGUUUUUUUCCCCCAAAAAAAACCUGCUCUCAAGUGUUUAUCAUACUCUCAGUCCAUAAAUAAUAUAACCAUUGAAACAAUACAUCAGCCUCUAGUUGAUCCUCUGAAAGUAGCCAUUAUAAUAAUCAAAUGCUGUGUGAACAGGAAAGGAAAGCAUUACAUUUAGAAGCUUUAAAAUAUGAAUUUAUCAAUAUUUCACAAGAAAUAGGUUUACAGAAGACAUUAUUCAAAUAAAAUGUGUACACUAUUUGCCUGAUGCUAUGGGGUACAUGAUUUUAAAAAAAAAAAGAACUCCCUUAGACCAGCAGCCAUUAGCGUAGAAAUGAUGGACUUUAAAGAUGACAUGAGGUAAGCAGCCAUUCUAUAUAGAAAUAUCCCCCGUCUAAAUCUAUUUGGGAUUCCUGAAUGGGGGAGGAGUAGUGGCAAGAAGCACAUUACAAAUGUGACCCAGUGGUCUAUGGUGAUUUUCGGGGACCAAACACUUGGGCCGCUCCAAGCUUCGCCAACAUCUUUUUCCUCCAGUGAAACGAUAGCUUUGUGUUACUUGGCUGCUUAUCUAGUCUUCACUUAGUUUAUCAAUCGAAAGGUUUACAAAACUGAAUCUGGUUGAAUCUCUGUGUAGCGUUCAACUUUAAAGGGUCAACCCAUCUGUCGGCAUUUUGCACACUUAUGUAUUAUUAUGAUACAGCAUAUUACUUUAUGGUAAUUUUUAUUUUUACAUAUAACUACCUCCAUAAAUUUGAUGAAGCGGCAGCAGUGUGUUAAAGUGUAUUGUUCAGAAAAGCAAAGUUUAAAACUUUAUCAUUAGGCCACGGCGUUCUGUGUGUGUGUCAGUGAUUUGCCUAUGUGGACUCAUGACUUUUCCAUUGCCAUGUUUUUUUUUACAGCAUUAUUUCAUUUUCAGAUGUAAACCUGUCUCUCCUUUCUUCCCCACAAAAGCGCACUUGAUUUUGUUAUGAAUGAUAGGAAGUUUAAAUUUCUUGUCUCCUCCACCCCCUAAUUCCUGCUAAAAGCUCCCCUUGGCGAAGAGCCAAUUGGUAAACAUAAUUUAGCCAGCUAUUUACUCCUAUAAAAAUCUGAUUUAAAUUCUAGUCUUUCAGUAACAGAAGACACACAAGAAAUCUGGACUGCCAACUUUGAAGCACUUUGGUCCUCUGCCUGCACUCACACGCUACCACAUCCAGCCCAACUACUUUUGAAUGAAAAAGAGCUGUGCUGUGUAUUCGCAACUUCUGUUAAGUAGUUUGUAUUCCAUUUUAUAUAUUUUGCACAUCUCAGGGGACCUUAAUGAACAUAUGAAAAGGGGGGGUGCCAUCAAAUAGAGAAAACACAUAGAAGAGCUGAAAGGGGACUAGCUGAGUAAAAAUAACAAAUGACUGCUUGUCUGAUGCUGUGAGGCUCAAGCUCAGGAAGCAUAAAGUAAAAGCUAAUCUGGAGUAACAAUGACCUGAACAACAGCUGCUCCCAAAUCUCCCUUUUUUAUAACCCAACCAGCAUUUCCAAAAUGCAAAUUUAGAUUAUAUUGCAGUCACCUUAGGGAGGAAAAAAACCUCUUCAAUGAAAAUGAAAGCAUUGUUCCUUUUUUAGGUUGGCACAGCUUUGUAAAAUUCUACCCAGGAUAAACCACUGAUCACCACAAAGUGUACUUGAAACUAAAGUUUUUAACUUAAAUUAUAGGCAUAUUGCUCACAAUACAAUAGUGAUCAUAUUUUGAAAAGUCUCAUCAUUUAUAACAUGGGCAAUAUUUGGAGCUUGAUUAAAAAACAACACCACCCUAUAAUGACUUUGCAAGUUCAUUUUGGGAUCUCAAGUGCUUCCAAAGCAUUCGUAUUCGCAAACAAUUAACCAAGCAGGUCAUAUUUGUAAUACCCAUACUUGAAAUGAAUAAACAGAAGGAGUGACUUAAGAUUACUUGGAAACACAGUGGCAGCUAUCAGUGAUCUAUUUUCUAUCUGUUGGAUAGACCAUCAUGAGAAAUCACUCAAUGCAAUGCUAUUUUUCUGAUGUGUGCUAAUAAAGUCAAAGAAAACAAAUACAACUUUACACCUUUGUCCAUUUUCAUUCAAAAAAUUCAGGGUGUUUGGAAUUUUACACCUCAGUACACCUUACUGGUAUCAAUUUAUAAAGUGGGAAAUUAACAGAUCCACUCAAAUGACAUUGUUGUCAGAAGUAGAUCUAGACAUGCACUCUUGAUACAGUUUUGUAUUGGGCUUCUAUAAUUCCUGUGCUAAAAUACCAUCUUUCAGGAACAUGACUGCUCCUGGUAGUGGAAGGUGCUGAAACAAAUUUUAAUUAAAAACUUUAUUAAGUAACCUUCACAGUGCUUCUUAGCACAACAGAAAUUCAGUACAAUAUGUUGAGCCCUACUUUGCAGAGUCUGGAUUUUCGAGGGAGCUGAUCUGGUUCUAAGUGUUUUCUCAAAUUAGGAGAUACAAGAUUCUUGAUGAGGAUCUCUGUUGCCACAAGCCAGUUACAGAACGACGGGCAACAUGCUGUCAGGUGACAGUGGACCCCCGUGGAAGCGAUCCCUUCCUUCCCUCUGCCUAGCAUUGCCCUGCCCACUGUCACGGCAUCCAAUACUCUACUGUUCCCCAGCAACUUUUCUGUAUAUUUAGGGCUGGGGAAGCUACAACACAGGAAAACUGAAUGCAAAAGCCAUGGAAAGUAUUGUUGUGCUUUGGGUUAGUAAAAUAUGGGCAGGAAAGAGAUUAUAAUCGGUCUGAUCUUUGCCAAGUAAGAUAAAAGAAUCAGCUGUCACUUCGUCACUCUCCUAGAAGGGUUUACAGUAUUAAGGGUACAUCCAAUAUUCUCCCAUAGAUUUUUAUUUAGGAGACAUUUCAUAUAUGAAAAUAAAUCAUUAUUAAAUUUCCUAGUGUGUUUGAAACAGACAUUGGCCUCUCCCUGAUUGAGUUAAUCUCUGCAUCUUUUGCAGCAGCAUCCCAGAAAGAGAUUCCCCUGUGAUGGCUCCCCUAAUACAUAAAUACUGUGUUGUCACGGUUCUGUAUCUUACAGUUGCUGAUUUGCAAGGUUCAGAAUUCUACAAGGCUCAAGGGGGAGUAAAUCUUCUUAUGAUUGUACAUUAUCAGUCAUCGGGCUUUAAUCGCUCCUGUUGGCUUCAAAUGGGAACACAUACACACCCUACCAACGAGGUUAAGGGACUGUAUUCCAAGUUAAGACAAUGUAAGGCUAGAAACUUGGCUGAUCCACAUCCAGCUGCCUACCUCCCUGUCCAAAGGCUGACCUUGGCACCCCUGUUCCCUUGCUCCCACCAAAAAGAGGUACCAAAUCUGAGAUCUGAGAUCUCCUCCCAUGUCAGUCCUCUGCAGCUACAGGAAAUGCAUCAUGAAGUACACGCCCAGCGGCUCCUUGCCUUCCUGUCCUCCCAGGUCCUCCCUGCCUCCUUCCCAUUGCCCCACCUAGAUACCGAUACACCGCCGUGGUUUCCACAUUGGAAGAGCAAACUAGUGUGUGGUAUUGCGCACACAUGAUGGGCUAGCACUAAGCUGCCCUAAGGUCGCCUUCCUGUAAGUAUUGACAGCUACAAAUUAAGGUCCUUAGAGUAGUUGACAUAAAUACGACUUUCUAGCAGAGAAUUAAAUUUCAAUGUUAAGUUUAAAGGGAUCAUAAUUCUGCAGGUAUCUUUCUCUGAGUGACUGAAUGUGACUAUUGCAUUAGGGUAAAUGAAUUAAGAAGUGCAAGUGGGAUUUACUGUAUGUUAGAAAGGAGUUUUGCAGCCAAGACUGCCUUGAAUAAAAUGUGUUUGCACUGAAAAAAAAAAUUUAAAUUACUUGGUCUCUGGUUGCUGUAAAGGUCAUCCAAGAUGGAUGUUCUGUUUAUAUUGUAUAGUAUUUCAUAUGAAAUAAUUACAGUUCAUGAAAUGUCUUCCCUAAUGUUACUGAUUUAUAACAGCACAUUUGUAACAUGGUUUUUAUCGUGUCAGUGUACCAUAUUGUAAAUGAUGAUUACUUGUCAUGCUUAGUAUAAUAACUUAAAAGAUUAAAAAAGCACAGGGAUUUUUGUAAGUCUAUAUUUGAAAGUCCCUCCAUAUGGUAAUAUUGUGUUCAUGUUGUUUAUGUAGU
Rhinolophus ferrumequinum (greater horseshoe bat) is the source of this 8843-nucleotide messenger RNA. It is a transcript of the gene STOX2, whose product is annotated as storkhead box 2. Gene Ontology annotation, biological process: positive regulation of transcription by RNA polymerase II. The transcript is spliced from 4 exons. Gene Ontology annotation, cellular component: cytoplasm; nucleus. The record is from RefSeq and is a predicted model, not a curated record. Bases 75 to 2696 code for a protein of 873 amino acids. Gene Ontology annotation, molecular function: DNA-binding transcription activator activity, RNA polymerase II-specific; RNA polymerase II transcription regulatory region sequence-specific DNA binding. NCBI's taxonomy places the organism in Eukaryota, Metazoa, Chordata, Mammalia, Chiroptera, Rhinolophidae.